Effrenium voratum is the source of this 2010-nucleotide messenger RNA. The record is from the annotation of a GenBank genome assembly. Lineage: Eukaryota; Dinophyceae; Suessiales; Symbiodiniaceae.
AUGGAGAAGGACCCGGUCACGCAGCUGGCGGAUAUCAACAUCUCCUUGGGGGGCUCCAACUUCUUCCCUCAGCUGAAGGAGGUCACGGAAGAGACUGUGAUGACCUCCAACAUCGAGGGUCAGGGUUUAUCCCUACCAGUCAAGAUGAAGAUGAGCGGCGUGGACUUUGACAUGGAGUACAAGAUGAGCUUCACCACGCCGGUGGUGGUCAUCACCAAGAUCUCCCCCACGCUGACGGCCGGGGAGGUGUCCCGGUAUCUGAACACCGCUUUGACGAACGUGCCGACCACCGAGUAUGUCACCGCCCAGAUCACCUCCCCCGCGGACUUCGUGCGCUUGAGCGUGCGGAUGGUGUCCUUGAGGGACGUGCAAGCGGCGCCGGGCUUCUGUGAGAGGCAGAUCUUCAGCGAAGGCUGGACGAAGCUGGCCUGCGUGGUGCAGGCUGCGCCCUUGUCUGCCGCCAACCUGGUCGUGGAGAUGCAAAUCAAGAACUUCUCCUCGACGUUGUGGCAGCUUUCGGGGUAUGAGCUUCUUAGUCAGAUCACCUGGCAGGCUCCGCAGAUCACGAGUCUCUUCACCAGGGAUGCCAACGGGGUGAAGGUCGAUUCCCUGAGCGUGGAGACGGUGAUGAUCUCGGACCCCGUCUUCUACAUUGAGGGCCGGAACUUCGCCAGUCUCACCUCGCUGUCGCUGACCUACGUAACCUUGAAGGAGUACAAGCUCUGGCUGCAAGGGGUGGACCCUGAGUUGUCCUUCUGCAAGAGCAUUGAGUACCUGUCAGAUACGGAGCUGAAGUGCUACAUCACCAGCUGCCUGGACGCGCGGAACAUCCCCAACGACCCCGCGGUGGUUCUGCAGAUCGGGGAUCUGCGCUCGACGGAGCUGCAGCGCAAGCUGACGCUCCCGCAGCCUGCCAUUAGCACCAUCACCCCGGAGCUCAUCUACGAUGCAGGCUUCUCUGAGAUCGAAAUCCAGGGGAUCUCCUUCUCAGAGUACUUGGCGUCCAAUGGGAGCUUUGAGGAUGCUUGCACUGAGUGGCAGAAGAAGCUGCAGGGGCUGCUGGCCGGGAGUACCGGGAGGCGCUUGGCGGGCGCCUGGGACCUCAACGGCAUCGACCCUAUCGACCUGGACCCGUGGAAUCUGCAGCCCAGGCAACUGGCCACAGCGUCCACCAUCCCAGCGCUGCAGAUGCUGGGCUCCGUGUCUGUGGUGGUGGGGGACGCCACCUGCAACGUGCUGGUGCAGAACAACAGCUACGUGAAGUGCGCCAUGAGCGCCCCGCGGCGCGCGGCACGGAAGGAGCCCGAGGAAGGAGAGCUCAGGGGCCAGAUCAUCUCGGAGAACGUGGAUGUGAGCGUGGUCUUGAAGGUCGGGUCGAUCCCGGAGAAGAACGCCCCGGUGCUCCCGACCAAGCUGGCGGAGUGUGAGAACGAGGGCUACUACAGGCCCAACGAGGACAGCGACGCCUGUGAGGCGUGCCCAAAGGGGACCUACUCCACCCGCUUCACCACGGAGUGGCCCUUGGGAUGCACCUUCUGCGCCUCCGACUCCUACCAGGAUCAGGUGGGGAUGACUGCGUGCACCGCCUGCCCGGCAAACACGGAGUCCGUGCCGCCAGCUGCCGGCCUGCAGGACUGCCGCUGCAAGAAGGGCUACUACUCUCCGGUCUAUGACGACUCCCAGACCUAUGGCCAGCCCGGCUUCGCGUGUGUCUCCUGUAGCUCUGAGACUUUCACACUGGAUAAGAACCUGGACGAUGCGCCCUGCGACUUAUCAAAUCUCCGGGACCUUUGCGACGAGCCGGUGUCCCCCACCUGCGUGCGCAAGAGCCCGGGCUCCACCACCUUCCGCCUGUGCACCAUCUACUGCGCGGGGGGCACCAUGCUGCCGCUGUCGAAGCCCUACUUCUACAUCUCCAAGAGCCAGGCGGUGGCGACGGUGACCAACAAGGAUCAGAAGGAGGGUACCAGCCGGUGGUCGACACAUGCACACCCCUCUAUGCCUGCUUGA